Jaculus jaculus (lesser Egyptian jerboa) is the source of this 651-nucleotide messenger RNA. RefSeq names its product V-set and transmembrane domain containing 1 (gene Vstm1). The record is from RefSeq and is a predicted model, not a curated record. The transcript is spliced from 5 exons. The coding region runs from base 1 to 651 and encodes 216 amino acids. NCBI's taxonomy places the organism in Eukaryota, Metazoa, Chordata, Mammalia, Rodentia, Dipodidae. Gene Ontology annotation, cellular component: plasma membrane.
AUGGGCUCAGAGUUCCUAUGCCUGCUUUGCCUUGGGCUGAGUCUGGGCUGUAGAGCGGAGGAAAAGAAUGAGACGCUUCCCAGGCCUUCGCUCAGUGCUUGGCCCAGCUCUGUGGCUGAACACGAGAGCAAUGUCACUCUGCGAUGCUGGACUCAUUUCCACAAUGUCACGGUCAUGCUGAGGAGAUUGCAUGACUCUGGGUACCAGCAAGAACAGAGCUCAGCAGGAAACAAGGCUGAGUUCUCCCUCACUGAUGUGCAGCCCAAGGAUGCCGGGGAAUACUUCUGUGCCUACAAGAUGGCAGUCUCCAGCAAGUGGUCAGAAGAGAGCCAGCGCUUACAGCUGGUUGUCACAGGGAUCUCAGAACCAUUGCAGACCAAGAAAGUAAGAAAAAACCAAACUGACUUCAUGCUCUGCAACGUGACCAGUAAGGACAAUGGAAACUACAGCUGUGUGCACUACCAGUGCAACUGGCCAUACCUGGGCUCCUCUCCCAGCCACGGCCUGGAGAUCCGGGUGUCAGGCAAACAUGAAGCCGUGUGCGGCACUCCUGGGACCCAGCACACAGGAGGCUGCGAGUUUGAGGCCAGCCUGGACUGUGCAGAGCGACCGCACGCGGCUGAGGAGGUGGGUAAAGCUCUCAUGAACUGA